Messenger RNA from Stegostoma tigrinum, 2033 nucleotides. RefSeq names its product gap junction alpha-3 protein-like. The record is from RefSeq and is a predicted model, not a curated record. The transcript is spliced from 2 exons. Bases 408 to 1484 code for a protein of 358 amino acids. Gene Ontology annotation, cellular component: connexin complex. Gene Ontology annotation, biological process: cell communication. NCBI's taxonomy places the organism in Eukaryota, Metazoa, Chordata, Chondrichthyes, Orectolobiformes, Stegostomatidae.
UGCCGUUGGCUGCUGUCACUCACUCCCCAACUUUCCUCUGUGAAGAGUUCGAGUUCAGCCCGAGCCUUGUCAGUCAAAAGCCAGCAGGUGGGUUCAGGAGUACGGUGUAGUUUUCAGCUUAAAGACAGGGGAGCAGAGGCGAGUGCGUUUGUGCGAUGAUUUCUCUCUAGUCUGAUGCAUGUUCAAUCUCUGCAAAAACCAGCCGAAAAAAAAACACUAAUGCUUUUGCGAUUAAAGACAGCUCCUUAAAUUGAACCUCGAGGACAAAGGAUCGAUGAAAUUCGAGAAAUAAUUGUCAAGUAGCCGGAAAACUACAAAAGGAGCCUGGCUGUGAGAUCGAUCCAAGUGAUCUGAUCGGAAUAAAACCAGCCUGUAAUAUCCAGGUAAGAAGCUAAACACAGGAAAGAAUGGGAGACUGGAGUAUCUUGCAGAACCUGUUGGAAAGUGCUCAGCAACACUCCACUGUGGUAGGGAAGGUGUGGUUAACGUGUCUCUUCAUCUUCCGCAUUCUGGUGCUGGGGACAGCCACCGAUAAAGUGUGGGGAGAUGAGCAGUCCUUCUUCACCUGUGACACCAAUCAGCCUGGCUGUCAGAAUGUCUGCUAUGACAGGAUCUUCCCCAUCUCCCACAUCCGCUUCUGGGUGCUGCAGAUCAUCUUUGUGUCCACCCCAACUCUGGUCUACCUGGGCCACAUCUUCCACCUGGUGCGAAUGGAGGAGAAACGGAAGCAGAAAGAAAAAGAGAAGCUGAGUAAAUAUCUGGACGGAAACAAGGAAGCACUGACACAGAAUGCAGAGAAUGUUAAAUGCUCCUUGCUGGAUGAACAGGGCAAAAUUAGAAUGCAAGGAGCUCUUCUCCAUACAUAUUUGUUCAACAUUAUUUUCAAAACCAUUUUUGAAAUUGGCUUUAUUUUAGCCCAAUAUUACCUCUACGGUUUUGAGCUGAAACCUCUCUACAAGUGUAACUACCAGCCUUGUACUAACCCUGUUGACUGCUAUAUCUCCCGUCCAACUGAAAAGACCAUUUUCAUCAUUUUCAUGCUGGUCAUGGCUUGCCUUUCACUAGUUUUGAACCUAAUUGAAGUAUGUCAUCUGGGAGUGAAGAAAUAUAGAGACAGGGUCAAGGAAAGUCAUGUCUCAAAAGCAACCUGUAAGCAAAAUGGGGGUCACUCGCUUGCAGGAAUGCAGCCCUCUGCACCUAGUUACCAAUACCUUUCCAACCACAAUGGGCCACAGCUAUAUAAGAUGGAGUCAAGGUACAGUGUCUCUCCCAUGACACAAACAAAUUCUGUGACGCAGCCUUACAAUGGCAAUAUGGCAACAAAGCAAAACCAAGACAACUUUGCCAUGAUGGAUGACAAACAGGAGAGACACGAGGAGACAAGCUCACUCCCCAGUAGCCAUGUUUCUGUGACCAACAAACGGAAGAAUAGUGACACAAGCAAGCAGAGCAAUCGAACUAGAUCUGAUGAUCUAGCAAUCUGAGUUUCUGGCUGCUUAAGUGAUGAAUUGCUGACUAAAGAAAUCAUUCCAUUUGAAUUUCAAAAGAAAAGCUCCCCCUAAAAUUUGAAUCCAGCCACUAAUGGGAAAACUGUCAAAGUGACAAAUUGACCAACAUGACAAAGUAGAUACAUAGCUCUUGUAUCAACACCAGAAUAAGGUGUCAGUUAUGUUUGAUUUAUAUGCGUUGCAUUGUUGAUGUCAUUUGUUUCUUCCAUAUGAAAACACCAGUGUCAGUAUAAAUGGAGCAAAAUUGCUCUUUGAAAGAAAUGAAAUUUCAGAAAUCCACUGUUCCCUUAUUUUACAAGUUGGAAAGUCCAAUAUUCUCCCUGUUUUUAUUAACAGAGAUGCUCAGUUCAUAUGGAAUUCAAAGAACUAAACUUUAUUUAAAAUUCCUAUGAAUCCUGAAACAUUUAUAGGGUUAUUGUCAUCAUCAAAAAGGGUUUGUGAAAUUUUCUUUCCGUAAGCAACUGGAAUUUGUCAUUUUUGUAACAAUGAAAUCAUUAAUUAAUUAGUCAAUCAAUCACAUUAAUG